AUGGCUCGCCAGGGCAGCGACGACUCUGCGCCCAACUUCAAUGGCCCGGAGAGUGCCGAGUCCGUCGCGACCCCGCCUCCCGCAGCCAUGAGGCUCGAGUUCCGUCCGCCCCGCGCCAACGAGCCCCGCCUGUCGUUCCGCCCCACCAAGAUCAAGGACGACAAGAGCUUCUUCGCCGUCUGUGUGAGCCACGACAGCGACAAUUACGACCGCUUCCCAGGCUGCUGGGACCCCACGUCGCCAGAGUACCAGCCGUCGGCCGAGACGGCGUUCUACGAUGCGGCGGGCUGGGCCCACCCCCCGCCGCUCCCCGUGCUUUCCCACGACGACACGAGCUUUAUCAUGGAGUUUGUGAGGAAGAUCUACCAGAAGGAGGACCCCGAGCACCCCGGGCUCGGCCACCACGGCCCCCGCCCCGCCGCCGCCGCCGCUGCGCCGGUCCCCGAGGCGCCAGAGCCCUCGGCGCCCGCCAACCCCCCCUACCCCGCCGUGCCGUUCCCCGAGGCGCCGAUGCCCUUCCCGCCCGCGCACCCCCAGCCCUACCCCUUCCCCGACGUUCCCCCCGAGCCCGAGGUUGACGCGGCUGAGGCUGCGGCCCCCGCCCGCGGCCCUUUCGACAGCCCUCCUCCCCGCGCUGUCCGCGCUACCACGCAGGCCUGGAUCGAGGACCAGCGCGGUGCGCGCGUUCCCGACGAGGAGCGCAGCGAGGAGGAGAAGGAGGCUUGA
Messenger RNA from Vanrija pseudolonga, 726 nucleotides. RefSeq lists its product as uncharacterized. The record is from RefSeq and is a predicted model, not a curated record. The coding region runs from base 1 to 726 and encodes 241 amino acids. NCBI's taxonomy places the organism in Eukaryota, Fungi, Basidiomycota, Tremellomycetes, Trichosporonales, Trichosporonaceae. The transcript has 2 exons.